Drosophila innubila is the source of this 4072-nucleotide messenger RNA. It is a transcript of the gene Afti, whose product is annotated as rho GTPase-activating protein gacF. The record is from RefSeq and is a predicted model, not a curated record. Lineage: Eukaryota; Metazoa; Arthropoda; Insecta; Diptera; Drosophilidae. Gene Ontology annotation, biological process: intracellular transport. Bases 435 to 3587 code for a protein of 1050 amino acids. Gene Ontology annotation, molecular function: clathrin binding. The transcript is spliced from 4 exons. Gene Ontology annotation, cellular component: trans-Golgi network membrane; AP-1 adaptor complex.
ACUCGUUACUAGUAAAUACUUGUCGCAAGUCACACAUCUCUAAGUGUGAAUGUCAGAACUAAACCUGAAAAAAUUUUUGUUUUGUUAAAGAAAUGGCGAUUUUUGAACCUAAAAACAACUGAUUUAGACAUAAGAGGCCAACAGCAUUUCGCAAGUGACAUUUAAGCGCUAGAGAAAGUGACAACGCCAACGCGUAUUUGAAACUGAAAAAACAAGCAAGAAAAUUCCAACACAGACCUUGAGUGGGCUCACACACACGUACACACACUCACAAAUAAGAACCAAUACACAUACGCAGAUAAACGGGUUGAAACGUCACAGCGGCCAGCGAGAGAGUUCCUGAAGUGUUUGCAGCUGCUGUUAGCCAAAUUAGCACGACAACAACAACAAAAACAACAAGAAGUACAGCGAAUUUGGAACAAAGGACUCACGAAAUGGUGAAUGUGCCGCCGCCGCUUUUAUGCAGCACGCCACCCCCGAUUGAUUUUGGCGAGGACGACGACGAUUCGGGGCUGCAGUCAACGCUGCACUUGGAAGACGGUGACGGUGACGCAGACGAAUUCUCUGAGUAUGGCUUAGUCACCGAAACGCAUGAAGUCUCGCUCAGUACGAAAGUUCCCUCUAUACCCGAACUGCCCAUAUCAACAUCAGAGCAUAUUGCACAACCACUGGCACCGGAAUUGAGCAAUGGCCAUAGCAAUUCAUCUGUAACUGCCAAACCAACAGUCGAGGCUUUCAAUUAUCAGGUGAAAGCGCCACAAUUUGAUGCAUAUGAGCAGGAAAUGCCUCCACCUUUACCUGAGAUCGAUGAUCCAGAGGAUUUCGAUAAACCAAAUGAGGAACAGGAGGCAGAGGCGGAGGAGGAAACCAAUACCAAUGAUAAUAUACCCUCACUUAAACUUGACAGCCUGAGUUUGUAUUCCAGCGAAAGUAUAUCGCCAACAUGCACAUUGUCUCCAGUGGCAGAUGAGCAAGCAACCAAAGCGCCUGUUUUAUGCCACCAAGUAACACUGGAGGAUGUAACCGAUGACAGUGAUGAGGAGUGUUCACCAAAGAAACCCAAAGAACUAUUCAUACCUGAGGGUGCCGAUGACUUUUUUGCCAUAGAGAUUGUAGCCACGCCCACUCUACAGCAGGUGCCUGCUGCUUUGAGUAAUCAGAUUCCUAAUGUAGAGCACACAUUUGCUGCAUUCCAAGAGACGCCUCCAGUAGACAUAUCUCAGCCGUCGACAAACGUAAAUGGAGUUGAUGAAGAUGUGGACGAUGACGAUGACUUUGGGGACUUUGCUGACUUCUCUGAGGCUCCAGCGCCUGUGGAGUCCCGGCGGCCCGAGCCUGUGAUGAGCAAUGAUGAUGGUUUUGAUGACUUUCAAGAUUUUGCAACUCCCUCAACGACUACAGUGGAGGCAGCCACUGUUGAGAAUAAUGAUGAUGAUGAUGAUUUUGGCGACUUCUCGGAACCUUCAUUUGUAUCUGUUGAAGCUGCAGUUACACCUGUUCUUGCCACACCAGGGCUACCCCAACCACCACCGCCAGCUGCAACAGUUUUGAACAUUACAGAGCGUGUGAAGCCCGUGCUGGAUCUAAUGUUUCCCAACCACGAAGCGAGCAGUGCACAGAUUGCAGCCAAACAGACGCCACUUGCUGAGGUGCAAAGCUUGCACUUCGGUGCCAUUGAACAGGCGCAUGCUCUGGACUAUCAGUGGGUCAGCUCGGAGAUGCAGCACUCCCUGGUGCGUUCCCUUGGCAUUGAUUCGCGAAAUAUUCUCUUUGGCGACAAGUGGAACUCAUCCAUGCCACGUUUUGCGGCCAACCUAAGCUAUGAUCCACUUAAGCCACUCAAGCCUCUGUCGGCAGCAAAUACUGCUGCUUCCUCAGUGCUGGACACCACAUCCAGCUGGCAGUCACCUAACAACAACAACAACAACUCCACCCUGCAGUCACUUGAGGGACUUGAAGCGACAACAGCAGCAACAACCACAGCCACAGCACAAGCGGGCCAAGUUAAAACGCAGCCUGGCAUUGCUCUUGGGCAAGGGCAGAGCACGACAAACGCCAGCAACAUCGGCAACUGCAACAGCAUCGAUGAAGCAAUUGCCGUUGCCGUUGCCAUGUCCGCCACCAAUUUCGAUGACACCGCAGCAACAGCAUCAGUAUUUGCUGCUGCAACAACAACAGCGACGAUAUCGGCUGCUCUACCAGCAGACGGCAAUGGCCACCACUUCGACGACGAUGAGCAGCACUCUCAGCAGCAGCAGCUUGAUCUGAGAAGCUCAUCCUCGUCGCCAUCACCGCCACCGCCACCGAUAGCAACAACAACUACAGUUAACAGUCAGCAAUUGCAUGAAGUCACCAAUAAUAGCAACAGUUAUGCGUUGCCCCUCAAGGAGACGCACAUUUAUACGCCCUCGAAGUCGGACACGGUGGUGGCCAAGACGACAACGCUGGCGCCCAUUGAUUUUGACUACGAGAUUGCCUCGGCUGGCAUCAUUAUUGACGAGACGGUUGUCAAGAAGGAAUAUCGCGAUGUGGAGUACAAACCGCCGCCCUUUGGCCUCGACUCGCCCAGCAAAGUGAAUGUAGCUGGAAAAACAACAACAGAGGAUGAUGAUUUCAGUGAUUUCCAAUCUGUGUCUGCCAUCAAGAAUUCGGCUCAGUUGCAGCCGCCACGCAAUGGCACGCCCACUUUUGGGGAGCAUAUGAUACUCAGUCCGGCCAUAUUGCUGCCACAAAGCAUUCCGUUGGCCAAGCCGAGCAUCGAAUGGGGCGACAAUGCAUUGGCCAGCAUCAAUGCCGAGGAAUUGGCUCGCAUCGAAGAAUUGUUUUCACAUCAGUACAAGCCGCCCACGAUAAGUGCAACGGUGGCGCAACAGUCGCCCAAGCAACAGCAGCAGAUGGAGCAGCAGCAGCAACAGGAGGAUGACGAUUGGUCUGACUUUGUAUCCGUGCCCGUGCAACAACAGCAGCAGCAGCAGCAGCUACAACAAAAUAGCCACAACAAUAAUGUAGUCAAUGUUCAGAAGCCGUCACAAACAGCUGCUGCAGCUAAAGAGGAUGAUUGGUCGGACUUUGUGAGCAGCACACCAUUGUCCGCUGCGCUCAAUUCACGUGCUGCGCCUCAGUUCAAUUCAGGCGCCUGGCAUAGUGCCAACUUCUACAAUAAUCCAAUGAGCCUCUAUCAGCAACAGCAGCAGCCACAUGGACACAGCAAUCUAGUGCCCAAAUACCAAAGCAAUAAAAGCAACAGCAGCAACAACCACAACAACAACAACAAUGUUGCUGCCAUACCACAGCAGAUACAUAUGAUGCAUGACUUCUCCACGGUGCCAACAGCAACACCAUUGGCAACACCUGCAACUUAUCAGCAGCAACAUCAUCAGCAUCACCAGCAACAACUGCAGCAGCAACAACAACAGCAGCAGCAGCAACAGCAACCUCAUCGUCAACAAUUUCACUUGGGCAAUGCAAAGGUGGCGCCACGAAUCUCUUUAAUACCCGAUCUGAGUUUUGUGGCACCGGCAUUGCCCACAAAUGCGGGUGCAUUCAUGAGUUCGCUGCCCAAGCCCAGUUUUAGUGCCAAGAAAUGACACAAGUUGCGGCCACAGCAAAAGCAAAAGUCGGCAAUGUUGCUAGUGCCGCCGCCACGCCCACUACCAGCCGAGGCAAGCAUCUUGACGUAGGCAACGCGUCCUCCUUGCAGUCGUCAGUAUUAUGAAUCCGUCUUGAUAUUAUUAUUUUUUGCUAAAUAAGUCAACAGACUAGAAGAUUGUGAGAGAAAAGUGUGCGUAAUGUUGCUCUUUGUUAUUGUUAAAAUGUUUGUGUAUACUCGUAUGUGUGUGUCAUUGUUGUUGCUCUUGCUGUUUGUUGAUGUUGUCGUUGUCGUUGUUAGUCUUGGGCUGUAGUUGUUAGUCGAAAGCAAUGGAUAAAUCGACGGAAAGAUGAGUAAAGAUUUCCUUAGUGCAAUAUUUAUAUACAUUUUUAAUUUUUUAAUUUCUUGAUAAAUUAGCUGGCCCGAAUACUUAACUUACUCAGCAAAUUUAGUACUAAUAUGUGUGUGAUUAAAGAAAGUUAU